AUGGCAGCCCAGACCGUCUACCCCGAAAGCCAUGUUGGUUUCGACAGCAUCACCUCCCAGAUCGAGCGCAAGCUCCUCAAGAGAGGGUUCCAGUUCAAUGUCAUCUGCGUUGGCCAAACCGGUCUCGGCAAGUCGACUCUGAUCAACACCAUCUUCGCCUCCCACCUGAUCGAUUCCAAGGGUCGCAUGCUCCCCGACGAGCAGAUCCGCAGCACCACCGAGAUCCACCCCGUCUCCCACAUCAUCGAGGAGAACGGCGUCCGGCUGCGGCUCAACAUUGUCGACACGCCCGGCUACGGAGACCUCGUCAACAACGACCGCUGCUGGGACCCCAUUGUCAAGUACAUCAAGGAUCAGCACUCUGCCUACCUACGCAAGGAGCUUACUGCGCAGCGUGAGCGCUACAUCCAGGACACCCGCAUCCACUGCUGCUUGUUCUUCAUCCAGCCCUCUGGUCACUCCCUGAAGCCCAUCGACAUUGUCGUCCUCAAGAAGCUCUCUGACGUCGUCAACGUCGUCCCCGUCAUUGCCAAGGCCGACACCCUUACUCUUGAGGAGAGACUCGCCUUCAAGGAGCGCAUCAAGGAGGAGUUUGCCUUCCACAACCUCAAGAUGUAUCCCUACGACAACGAUGAGCUCGAUGACGAGGAGCGCAACAUCAACACACAAAUCAAGGGCCUCGUCCCAUUUGCCGUCGUCGGCUCCGAGAAGUCCAUGGUUGUCAACGGCAAGCAGGUUCGCGCUCGUGCCAACAGAUGGGGCAUCAUCAAUGUCGAGGACGAGCAGCACUGCGAGUUUGUUUACCUCCGGAACUUCCUGCUCCGCACACACCUGCAGGACCUCAUCGAGACCACCUCGCAAAUCCACUACGAGACCUUCCGUGCCAAGCAGCUCUUGGCACUGAAGGAGAGCAGCGCCCAGGGCCACGGCAGCCGGCCCAUCAGCCCUGCUGCCGACCGGGAGAUGAGCAGGAGCUCCCAGCGCAUGACCAUGAACGGCUACUAA
Microdochium trichocladiopsis is the source of this 1005-nucleotide messenger RNA. RefSeq names its product Septin-type guanine nucleotide-binding (G) domain-containing protein. Gene Ontology annotation, molecular function: GTPase activity; molecular adaptor activity; GTP binding. Bases 1 to 1005 code for a protein of 334 amino acids. The record is from RefSeq and is a predicted model, not a curated record. Gene Ontology annotation, biological process: cytoskeleton-dependent cytokinesis. The transcript has 3 exons. Gene Ontology annotation, cellular component: microtubule cytoskeleton; cell division site; septin complex. NCBI's taxonomy places the organism in Eukaryota, Fungi, Ascomycota, Sordariomycetes, Xylariales, Microdochiaceae.